AAUAACUGAAAAAAAAAAACUGUUUGCUGCAGCUUUUGGCUCUUUUGAUAUUUGACUCUUUGUUUUUUGAUAAUAAUGCAAACAAAGUUAAUGGCAGGAAAUUUAAUGAUUUAGCUUUUUAUAAUCUCAAGAAACAAAUUAUCUAACCGGAAACUGGCAACAUAUGACAAAAUUGAAAUCUCUUGACAUGUUUUGAUCUCUGACUGGUUCCAUGGACCCUGAGUUGAUACUUUGAAACUUGUCCAAACGAAGGAUCCUGUUAUUUUACACGUACCAACAGGUCGGAUACUCUCAAGUAUAUGUGGGUGUAAAUGAACAUGGUUUUCUCGCUUCAGGAUCAGGCAAAGUGUUGUAAUAUGUUAGCAGAGACUCGAUUCUCUUCUUCUAUAGCUUUAAGCUUUGUGUUUCGUUUGAAUUUUUUGUUGUAUUGAAUUUGUCUAAUAAAAUUAGUGAAAUCUGAGCUUUAUUACUAAUGACGAAGAGCAAUUAUUGAAAUUAUUUUAAAUGAACAUUAUGUGGAUGAAAUGUUUGUACAUGUGAAGCCCUCGGGAGAUUCCGAAGAUGAGAAGUUUGAGCGAUUGAUUGAACGUCUUCUAUUGGAAGGACCAGUGGCCGUAUCCUUUGAUUAUUUCCCAAGUUACCUACUGGAAAAGUAAGUUUUGAUAUUUUCGAAUAUUUUCUGAAUUUUAUAAGCCAGUAUUCUUGUAAAAAAUAAUUUAAAAAAAAAGACAAUUGAACAACUAAAACAAUUUUACAAGUGGUAAUUUUGAUAUCUUGCAUAAAUUUUUAUGAAACAUGUCUAAAUUUAUGUCUCUAUCUUUAUACUCUUUUGAAAUUUAUGUUUUGGAUUUAAUAUUUUGGAUUGCACAUGGUGGGUUGUAUGAUGUUGCUACUAUCACUGCAAUCGUUUAAAAUAGUAAUGAAAGUUUAUUUGGGUGAUAGAAAAAAAAGAACAUUUGUUGUAUUGUAUUUGUCUAACAAAAAUAUUGAAAUCAGAAUUUUAUUGCUGCUUCUAAAAGUUCUAAUGAUGAAGAUUAUGAGAAUCAAUAGUUUAACUGCUCUAUUUUGCCAAAUUCAGAGUGUGUAAAUUAAAUUCUGAGAUUUCCAAAACGCAAAUUUCCAUUUAACAAGAAAUAUAAAACGGCGCCAUAUGCGCUAGCCAAAAUCCGAACUCUCUUCUUCCUCUUUCCCAGUUGGCAGAACCGCAGAAGCCCUAAACUCUUUUUUUUUGUUAAUCUCUCAAAUCUCUCGUCCUCUCGUACUCCAACAAUGGAGUUUUGGGGAGCUAAAGUCAAGGCCGGCAAGACUCUCAAAGUAAAGCCUGGUGAAAACUGUCUCAUCCACAUCUCUCAGGCUUCCCUUGGUAAAGCGAAAAAGGGAGUAUUUGGCCUCUUGUAUGCCACCGUUGAUGACAAGAAACUCCUCCUUGGAACACUCUCUCAAGAUAGCUUCCCUCACAUCAACUUUGAUCAUCUCCUCUUCGACAGAGAAUUCGAGCUCUCCCACACCCUGGACAGAGGAUAUGUCCAUUUCAUUGGCCACCAGCGCAAGAAGAAGAAGAGGGCUAAUGAAUCUUCCAAAACGCCUGUCUCCUUCAAUACAGGUAAGAGCGUGUUGCAACCUUGUUCUGAGAGCAAAACAAAUCAGAAGAAGCAGAAGAUACAGAAGGAGAAUUCUGAGGAAAUCAAAGAGAUGAAUAAAUCUAUCAAAGAGCUGUCUGAAGCUGUGAAAACGCUGCAACAGAUUCUAUUGACAAAAGCCGAUCUACCAGAGGAGAAAGAAACCCCAAAGAACGAAGAUUCUUGCUGUUUCGGGUGUGAAGAAGCGACGGGAAACAAUGAGCAAACCAUUUUCGUUAAAGGAUUUGAAAAUCUGCGACCAAGGGCUGAAAUCAAGAAUGCAUUGAGUAACUUUUUCGGUUCUUGUGGAGAGAUCACUAGGGUUUAUGUUCCCUUUGAGUGUAAAAACCGCAUUCCCUUAGGGUUCGCUUUCAUUGAUCUGAGAAAGGGUGAAGGCAAUGAGAAGGCGUUGGAACUAAAUGGAAGUUACAUGGGAGGAAAGGAGCUUGAGGUGACGAUGGCUAGUCAUAGAGACGAAUACUAUGGCUUUACUGACUUUCAUGGUUGUGAACGCUGUCCAGUGUUUCUAGACCAUAUUUACUUCCCCUCCUCGAUUAAACACCGUCGUUCUGUUUAUAGUUGAGAUUCACCGUCUACUUCCUUUUAGCAUCCCUGACAGACGAACCGCAGCUAAUAUUGGUCGUUUUGUGGUGCUACUUUUUGUUUAUCUACCAGCUACAUCAAACUUAUUUUUUUUUUUUUUUUUUUUUGGUCAAUCAUCAAACUUAUUUUUAUUGACUAAUUUAUGUACAUAUAUUUCACGUGUUCAACCAAAAUCACAACCCAAGUCCAAUCACAUAUGGUGUCUUCCAAUUUUUUAGUCACCUAUUACAUUAAAAAAAACAGUUUUUUUGGAGAUAGAAAAUUCAACCAAAAUCAAAAUGGCCAAUCUCUAGGGCAUUGUACAAGAAACCUUUUUAAAAUAAUGGAAAAACUACUAGGGGGAGAAUUUAUUAAUUAUCUGAGAAAAAUAAUUUGAACAUAAAACACAAAAUUCUCAGCCUUUCACGCUUAUCUGCUUAACGCUCUUCACCAUCUCAUGGCAAACAACGACGACUACCCGAAUCACAGCAGCAACAUGAGGACCAGAGUGAAGAAGACAGUAGCUUCAUAUCUCUUUUUGUUUUUUCUCUUUUUGUUUUUUUUAUUGAGCUAAAGGUAUGAUAAAGGAAGACUUGGCUUAGGGGAAAAGUGUUUAUAUUGCUGAAGAUGUGCUUGUUCGGUGAUAGUUAUGUUCCCUGGUGAAAACGGCACACCCGGUCAAAAGAUUCGUACUUGGAAUAGAGAAAGCGGUGAAGCCAAUGCUUGACUGAUUAUAGAAAUGGACAGUGGAUAAAAAGAAAGCAAAUGAGGAAAGAAAGGAGAUGGUAUACAGAAGGAGCUUGAGAUAGUAGAGGCUGAGAUUUGCUUAGAGGAAGCUAUUGAGGAUAUGGAUGAAGAACUAAAGAAGAAAGAGCAAGCAGAGGAAAAGAAAACUGAAAUGGGUUUGACUGAAGAUGUGGUUGUCCCGGUUUAUAGAGAAGAGACAGUUGUCACUCCCGAAGAGAAGAAACAGGAAGAUGAGUCCAAAGAUGAUGAUGAUGAUGAUGUUUCUUCUCUUGUAUGUUCAUUUACCGGUACAAUAAAGACUAGAGAGAUCCUUUCUAGCAUGGAAGCAACACCGAGCAGAACCACCAAAACUAAUCCCAUGCAUCAUCAAAAGGGAGCAAAUGAGGCAUCAGAUUCAAUCCUUUUUACUCUGAUGUCGAGUAACAAAGAUGAAAUAUAUAACAAACCUGGGUUGUAUCCAGAUAAGCUAUAAAAACACAAGAUCCCAGUCAGUUAUUGUCUCUAUCCGAUCACUUCUUCUUCUGUCUUCCAAUGCCACAAGUUCUUCCCCUGAUAGCAGCUCAGACCUCAGCUUCUCCGGGAACAAGAUCAACUUUGGCACUGGAAUACACUUGUUGGUGAAAUGGACGAUGUUUUGUCGCUUCAGGUUCAGUCAAAGUGUUUUAGUUCGUUAGCAGAGACUCAUGCUUUGUCUUUGAGUAUCUUCUACUGUUUUUGGCUGUGGACAGGUCUUUUUGUAUUUUUUUUAUUUUCUAAUGAAAACAUUUAUCACAACUAUUUAAAAAUAAAACUUAAGAGUACUUCUAUUUUUUUUUCUUGUAAUAACUAAGAUAAUGCAAAAGUACAUUUUAAAAUUACUUAUUAAUACAUGUAUUAUUAAUUUAAAAACUAUUUCCUCCGUUUUAAUUUAGUUGUCAUUUAAGGUUUAUUCACAUAGAUUAAACAUUUAAUUUUGUACACUUUUCAAAAUAAAAACAUAAUUACCCAUACAAUUAACCAUAUUAUGAUCAAUAAAAAAUAAAAAAGAGAAUUUUCUUAAUAAAUUUGCAUUAAAAUCAUAAAACAACAUUUAUUUGAAAACGUAAAUUUUAUUCUACAACGACAAUUAAACUAAAACGGAAGAAGUAUAAAUUAAGUUACUAUUUAUGUUUUCAU
Molecule: messenger RNA, 4103 nt
Organism: Brassica rapa (field mustard)
Lineage: Eukaryota; Viridiplantae; Streptophyta; Magnoliopsida; Brassicales; Brassicaceae
Product: histone deacetylase HDT2-like
Molecular function (GO): RNA binding
Source: RefSeq, a predicted model, not a curated record